This is a messenger RNA of Cuscuta epithymum, 787 nucleotides long. The record is from the annotation of a GenBank genome assembly. NCBI's taxonomy places the organism in Eukaryota, Viridiplantae, Streptophyta, Magnoliopsida, Solanales, Convolvulaceae.
UCCCACCUUCUGCUUUCUCUUCCAUCUUUAUCUCUUUUUUUUCGUUCAUAUGUCACUCACAUCUUCCUCUUCCAUCUUUAUCUUUUAUUUCUUUCAUCAGUCACUCAUCUUCCAGAUGUAUCCCACUCCAUUUUUUCCCUUCUUCCUUCUUAAAUUGUAUAUAUGUAUUCUUUCCUCUUCAACUUAUUCAAUUUCACCGUUCCUCUUCUUAUUCAGAUUUAAACAAUCCACUGUUCGUGGUAAAUUUUAGGUGUAAACGGAAAAUUAAACUCCAUAUCCGGUCAAUUCAUCUCUUAAAUAUAUCUCAUGCGGCCGAAUUCCAGUUAAAGGCAACUAACUUGCACAAUAUGGAAGUAGAAGCACUAGAAGAAUUAGUGGUGGUGGUGGAGGAGAUGGCGGCAGUCCAAGCGGAGGGCUCACCUGAGGGCGGCGGCGCUAGAAAAUAUGGAAGUGGCAAAUGAAGACUCUUGAGAGCAGCGGCACAUUGGUGACGUCAGUGGCGGCAGAGCCGGCAGCGACGGCAGUGCUGAAGGCGGCGGUAGUGCCGACGGCGGCGACAGUUCCGACGGCGGCGGCAGUGCCGAUGGCGGCGGCGGCACAGGAGAUGGUGGCUGGCAGCGUCAAAUUUAGAGCGUAUGUAGACAAGAUCUAUAUAAAACUCUAUUUUGUAUUUUGUUUUAUGCUCCAGUAUUAUCUAAUAUGUAUUAUAUUAAACGGAAGUCUUCAGCUUCUUUUCAUUAAGGGUAUUAUUAUCACUUGAAUAGAAAUUCCGUGUCAAACAUGAUUG